AAGGGCUUGCUGGGAGUUGUGGUCUUCUGCGCAAGCGCCAGCCGAGCCCCUCUGGAGGUCUGCGCAGGAGGGGGUGAAUUGACUGACGUCUGAUUGGCUGUCCCGAAAAAUGAAAAGUCUUUGUGGGCCGAGGCAGGGACCCACCAGGAGACCGGGCGGGAUUUCGGGCCCCAGGAGGCGGGGCUUCUGGACUUCGGGCGCGAGCGGUUGAAAGACUGUUGGUGUCGGUUCGGUUGCUCUGGUCCGUUUCGUCGUCCCAGCUCACCCCCAUGGCUGACCCCGAGGAGUUGCGGGUUUCCUCACCGCCCGCGCCGCCUCCCUCUUCUCCUUCAUCUUCAGACACCUCUUCAGCAUCUUCCCCGGGCCUCCCAGUGAGUUUGGGCUGGCCAGUUCCGAGCAGGAGCAGCGGCCGAACGGUGGACCCACUGGAAGAAGUGGAGCUGCAGAUCGGAGACGCAGCAUUUUCAUUAACCAAACUUCUUGAAGCCACAUCUGCGGUAUCAGCUCAAGUGGAAGAGCUUGCCUUCAAAUGUACAGAAAAUGCACGUUUCCUUAAAACCUGGCGGGACCUUUUGAAGGAGGGCUACGAUUCUUUGAAGCCUGACAACUGAUUUGGCAUGCUUGCUUGUUUGCAUAAUGACUAAAAAUUCAUACUUCCUCAUAUGUGAUUUUGCACAUGUAGAAGAUGCUCUCUUUUUAGCAGUUUUGUGUACUCAGAAUGAAAUUUUUCUAGACUUUGUGAAAAUUGAGUCCUGAUUAUUUUUGAUGCUGACCAAUACGUGUUUAUCCUUAAAUACUUUGUUUUCUAAACUUCCAUAGAAUUUUUUAUGAAGGUUAAUUUCAUCAGUAGAUGGUUAAUAGUGCCACAGUGCUAUGAGUAGCAAACUAGUUAGCCCAUUAUAUGUUUUACAACAGGUUGGCUGAGUUUGACAUUGAGGUUUAUCUUAUAGACCAAGGGAGGUAACUUUAAGGUUGCCAGUGGUAAAUCUAGCUCCAUUAGGCUAUGUUUUCUGGAGCCAUUGAUUGUGAUUUUUACUUUUAGACCCUAAAAUAGUGUCAACACUAGCAAAAUAUUUGUUGAAUAAGAGUUGACAAAAAAUGAAAAGCUAUAUUUUUUCCCUAUAUUUAGCAUGAAGACUAAUUGUUUCUUUAAACAAAUG
This is a messenger RNA of Otolemur garnettii (small-eared galago), 1160 nucleotides long. It is a transcript of the gene CUNH4orf46, whose product is annotated as chromosome unknown C4orf46 homolog. Lineage: Eukaryota; Metazoa; Chordata; Mammalia; Primates; Galagidae. The transcript is spliced from 2 exons. The record is from RefSeq and is a predicted model, not a curated record. Bases 270 to 611 code for a protein of 113 amino acids.